Larimichthys crocea (large yellow croaker) is the source of this 2111-nucleotide messenger RNA. It is a transcript of the gene ca4c, whose product is annotated as carbonic anhydrase IV c. Lineage: Eukaryota; Metazoa; Chordata; Actinopteri; Sciaenidae. The record is from RefSeq and is a predicted model, not a curated record. The transcript is spliced from 8 exons. Gene Ontology annotation, cellular component: plasma membrane. The coding region runs from base 39 to 968 and encodes 309 amino acids. Gene Ontology annotation, molecular function: carbonate dehydratase activity; zinc ion binding.
GCUAGUCUGUAGCAUCUCCUUUGGUCUCUGUGCUGAUCAUGGAUUUUUUGGUCUACCUCCUGACUCUGCUGUCUCUCCUCUCUCAGGGCACAGCUCAGUGGUGUUACCAGAGCCAGUACUCCUGUGAUGACACAUGCAGAGACCCCAGCCACUGGGCAGCUCAGUUUCCCAGCUGUGGAGGAUUACGCCAAUCACCAAUUAAUAUAGUCACCAGCAAAGUCCACGUCAACAGCGCCCUGCCACCCUUCGACUUCAUCGGCCACACCAACUCAAUCAACAUCACAGUGGAAAACAAAGGACACUCUGCUCACUUUGUUCUACCACAGUUGGUCCGACUAACCGGAGGAGCUCUGCCUGGUCACUACAGGGCUGCCCAGUUUCAUUUCCACUGGGGAGGCAAUGGAAGACCAGGAUCAGAGCACACCAUUGAUGGAGAAAGGUUCCCCAUGGAGCUGCACAUAGUCCACAUCAAGGAGCCGUAUGGCUCUCUGGCAGAAGCAGAACAUGAUAUGGCGGGUAUAGCUCUGCUUGCCUUCCUAUUUGAGGAAACAGCAGAUGAUCAUCCUCAUUUGGAUCCAGUAAUAGCUGCUCUGGGCCGAGUACAAAACAAUGGCAGCAGCACAGUGAUCACAAACUUUCGGCUCAGUGACAUUAUCCCAUCAGCAAAGGAGCUCCACAGUUACUACCGCUACGUGGGCUCAAUGACAACUCCAGGAUGUGAGCAGGCAGUUGCCUGGACAGUGUUUCACAGGACCCUGUCCAUCAGCAGUCGACAGUUGGAUGCAAUAGUUCAGCAGUGCAAAUUCUGGACGGGACAGCCCAUGACUGACAUUUUCAGGCCUACGCAGCCUCUUGACGGCAGAGUUGUGUACCGGUCCAAGGCGAGUGCGUCUCUGAAAAGCGUGAUGCCUUUGUGGUUCUCAGUUGUUUUCUAUGUCACGCUUGGGACGACGGGUCUGAUAAACUGACUCAGCACAUGGAAACAUCUGAUUGAAGUGACAAAAGCUACUGUAUGUGUGAUAAACAACAAACUGUUAAAUAUGUUUGUGGUUAUUCAUUAAACAAAAUGUCAGCUGCGUGUGCGCAUAAACCAUGGCCCGAUUAAUUCUGCUAAGUGACUGUUGUGACAGUGAGAGAAGUUCCUGUAGUACUGGUACAUUUAUUCACACAUUCACUCAGAUUGUACAUUUAUUUAAGACUCAUUACUGGAGGUGAAUUGCUAUUGUUAUUGUUAUUCAUGGUUUCCAAAUGAUGUACCGCCUGAUGGUUUGCCAUGAAAUUUUACCCAUUGAUAUUUCUCCCAGGAUAAACUCUAAUAACCUUUGUUUUGUUUUUUUCAUUUUACCAUCAUGAGGUCAAAAUUUCAAAUGAAUUAAACACUUUGUUUUAUGACCAAAUACUUCCAUGACAAAUACAUUACAUGGAUGCAUUUCCAUUAGCCACAAGCUGCUUUGUGUUUAGUACCAAUUAGCAAAUGUUAGCAUGGUAAAUGCUAAACAGCAGUGUUAGAAUUGUCACUGUCAGUAUGUUAGCAUGCUGUCAUUAGCAUUUAGCUUGAGGUGCCUAAGUAGAGCUUCACACAGCUGGUAGCACGGCUGUGGACUCCAAUCUUUUACUGCUUGCGUGUAUCGUCUCUUCAGAUAAUCAAAUAGUAAUACUGACGAUGUGAUUAUCAUUCUUAAAUUAGUCUGCCUCACCUCUAAUCUGCUUUAUGAUUUCCAAUCAGAAAGAAGUGUAAGGAAUAAAAAGUGCAGAGUUUUUUCUUUAUUUCUCUUUACUUGCCAUGUAUACAAUCUCUGUACUGUUCACACAGAUGAAUGUAGACGAUUAAGGUUUACUAAAUGUACUGUGCUCUGUUUGUAUGAAAAACUAAUUAGUUGUAAAUAUUCAUAAAUACCUGUGAUCUUUUCCAGAGUGACAACUUCUCAAUUCAUGAAUACAAUGUGAUCAUCUUUAAGUGUAAAGCCUUGCUCUGUAUAUAAUCAACAUUCAUGGCAGAAAACUACAGAAAAUAAAUGGACAGUGUAAACCAGCGAAUGUAUUGGACCCCCAGUAAGACUAAGAACUAAUUGUUUGACUUCAGGAAUACUCCCAUUGAGCUUUUAGUGAGA